Molecule: messenger RNA, 6104 nt
Organism: Aquila chrysaetos chrysaetos
Lineage: Eukaryota; Metazoa; Chordata; Aves; Accipitriformes; Accipitridae
Product: serine/threonine-protein phosphatase 4 regulatory subunit 1-like
Exons: 20
Coding region: 192-3065 (957 amino acids)
Biological process (GO): protein dephosphorylation
Molecular function (GO): protein phosphatase regulator activity
Source: RefSeq, a predicted model, not a curated record
GCUUUUCUUCCCUCUCAGGAGGCGACGGCGGGUGCUGAGGGGCGAUUCGCCCCCCCUCCCCCGGCAGCGGCUGUUUAUUAAACCGGUCGCGUUUCGACUACGCGGGGGCUGACCCGGGAGCAGGAAGUACCGGCGGCUCCUCCCUUUGCCCUCCCGCUCCCCUCCUCCUCCUCGCCCAUGUCCAUUCCAAGAUGGCCGGGAUCCCUUUGUAUUUUGUGGAUUUGCAGGAUGACUUAGAUGAUUUUGGGUUUGAAGAUUAUGGACCAGACUGUGAUAGCAUGAGGAUAACGGCAUUCUUGGAUAUUCCUGGACAGGAUAACUUAAGUCCACUGGCUCGUCUAGAAAAAUAUGCCUUCAGUGAUAACAUAUUUAACAGGCAGAUUAUUGCCAGAGGUCUUUUGGAUGUCUUUCGAGAUUUCAGUAAUAAUGAAGAAGACUUCCUGACUGUAAUGGAAAUAGUGGUCAGGCUCUCUGAAGAUGCAGAACCAACUGUACGUACAGAGCUGAUGGAACAAAUACCUCCUAUUGCCAUCUUUCUGCAAGAAAGUCGACCAAAAUUCCCAACAGCAUUUUUUGAAUACCUUAUGCCCAUAGUAGUGAGAUACCUCACGGAUGUUAACAAUCAGGUUAGAAAGGCAGGUCAAGAAGCACUGCUUAUACUGCUAGAACAAGAUCUUGUUGCUCAGAGUGACAUUGAAAAUAAGGUGUGUCCAAUUCUGUUGGACCUCUCUGCUCCUGACAGUGAUGAUGAGUACAAGGUGGAAGCUGUGAAUAUAAUCUGUAAAAUGGCUUCUAUGUUGAGCAGAACAACAGUUGAGCACAUGCUGCUUCCUCGUUUCUGUGAACUGUGCAGUGAUGGGAAAUUGUUUCAAGUCCGGAAGAUUUGUGCAGCAAAUUUUGGUGACAUUUGUAAUGCAGUUGGGCAAGAAGCCACGGAAAGACUGCUGAUUCCCAAGUUUUUUGAACUCUGUUCUGAUAGUGUUUGGGGAAUGAGAAAAGCUUGUGCUGAAUGCUUUAUGGCAGUGUCUUAUACCACAUCCCCAGAAGUUCGCAGAAGCAAACUAUCUCCGCUGUUUAUCAGUCUUAUUAGUGACACUUGCAGAUGGGUUCGUCAGGCUGCUUUUCAGUCUCUUGGCCCAUUUAUUUCUACCUUUGCAAACCCUUCAAGUGCUGGUCUUUACAUUCGAGAAGAUGGGACACUGAGUAUCCGGCCAUCAACGCAAGAUGUGAAUUCCAACUCCUGUCAGCCAAACAACAAUAUAACUUUAAUGUCCUCUAGUACAAAUGCUACGCUGUCUAGUUCAGAACAACCAAUGGAAACCAAACCAGAACCAUCAACUGAGGAGUCUUCAGCUGAAGUUAAUACAAAGCUCUCGGUUGAGAAUCUAAAUAAAGAUACACGGGCAGAAAGUUCAGAUUGUUGUACCAAUCCCGGAGAAGAUGUCUCUCAAUUGUCUCAGGGCGACAAAGUUGCUGCUGGUGUGCUAGGAGUCACGAAGGACAGCAGUUUUCCUGGAAUGAACUCAAGGCCACAGUCUGCUGAGGACAUAUUUAAUACUUUUCUCUACUGGCGCCCUCCUCUGCCUGAUAUAAGUCAGGAUCUGGAGUUACUUCAGUUCAAGACUGAAAAGCACAAGGAUAGCUGCUCUGUGCCAUGUAAUAACUGUGUUGCUAGUAGUGAAAUAAAAAAAGUUCUAGAAAGCUUACAGGAGCACAUAGAUGAUCCAGAUGUUCAAGCUCAGGUCCAAGUGUUGUCUGCCGCUCUCAGAGCUGCUCAGUUUGAUUCUGUUGGUGACUACGAGACCAAAAAAAUUGAAGAAAGCAGUGGCGAACUUCAGAGCAAAACUAUUUCAGAUGAAACAGCUGUUUCAGAUGCUACCUGCAACCAGGUGGAGGAAGACAGUCUUUCAUCCCCUGCCUCCCAGAAUAACAUCAGUGACCAGUCUACCACCGGUGCACUGAAAAGCACAGACUCAGAGGAACAACAGAGAGGAACCAGUGUAUUUUUAAAGAAAGAGCAAGAAAAUAAUUCAGCAUUUGAAGAUGACAAGUCAAAAUUACAGGAUAUCAUACCUCAACCUUUGUUAGACCAGUACUUGUCAAUGACUGACCCAGCUCGAGCCCAGACUGUUGAUACUGAAAUAGCCAAACACUGUGCAUAUAGUCUUCCUGGGGUGGCCUUAACACUGGGCAGGCAGAACUGGCACUGCCUGAAAGACACAUAUGAGACGCUGGCCUCAGAUGUACAGUGGAAGGUACGUCGGACGCUAGCUUUCUCCAUACAUGAACUAGCAGUUAUUCUGGGGGAUCAGCUAACAGCUGCUGAUCUGGUGCCAAUUUUCAAUGGAUUCUUGAAAGAUCUGGAUGAAGUGCGUAUUGGUGUCCUUAAACAUCUGUAUGACUUUUUGAAGUUACUUCAUGCGGACAAAAGGCGAGAGUAUCUUUACCAACUUCAAGAAUUUGUGGUGACUGAUAACAGCAGGAACUGGAGGUUUCGUUACGAGCUGGCAGAGCAGCUGAUCCUGAUACUGGAACUCUACAAUCCCAAUGAUGUCUAUGACUACUUAAGACAUAUUGCACUAACUCUCUGCUCCGAUAAAGUUUCAGAAGUUCGGUGGAUCUCCUUCAAACUGGUUGUAGCAAUACUACAGAAGUUCUAUGCAAACAAUGCAAAUGCACUGGGAUUAAAUUUCAUUAAUGAACUUGUAGUGCGGUUUCGUCACUGCUCCAAGUGGGUUGGAAGACAAGCUUUUGCCUUCAUUUGUCAGGCCGUAGUAGAAGAAGAAUGUAUGCCUGUCGACCAGUUUGUUGAACACUUGCUCCCUAGUCUUUUAAGUCUUGCUUCAGAUCCUGUGCCAAACGUAAGGGUUCUGCUCGCCAAGGCUCUAAGGCAGACGUUACUGGAGAAAGCUUAUUUUAAAAGUGUUGGCAAUCCUCAUCUAGAAGCUGUAGAAGAGACCAUUCUAGCCCUGCAAUCUGACAGAGAUCAAGACGUGUCCUUCUUUGCCACCAUAAAACUAAAACAGGGUAACAUAGACAAUACUACCAUUGAAAAACAAAACUAAUGUGUUUCUCUGCAGUAAAUGUUGAACAUCAGAAUGGUUAUUCACCUUAUGUUCGCGGUUAGUGUGAAUAAUCUGGACAAAUAAGAAGGUUUUUGUUACCUAAGAAAGGGUGUAUUGAGAAAUGUUAUAGUCUUCAUUUCGUGACCAUGUUUCAUCUACAGCUCUGUGUUUGUCUGAUACACAUGAGUAAUUCCUUUUGGGUUUUUUUCUUUGUAAAUGUGGGUGAUAACUCUGGUCUCACCUGCAGUUAAGUAUUGUAUGUAAAGUCUUACACCAUACUCAGUGUUUCAGUGUAAUCAUUUUCUAACAAAACAUUUCCAGUUGUAGAUCAGUCUGCAAUAAGCUUAAAAUGGUUUCUAAAUCUUAAAACCUCAUUUUAGCAAACUUACAUGAAGAUAUUCUUUCCUCACAUUUAUUGUAGUCUUUGUAUUGUUUCAAGUAUUGCAUUUUAACUGAAAAAAAAAUGUAUAUAUGUGAAUAGUUUUGAGUUUUAACAAAAACAAUGGAGAACUUAAUUCUGUACCAAUGGAAAAAAGCUCAAAAAAUCAUUUCAUUUUAUAAAGUAGUUACUCUGCUAGAAUUAAGGCAUGGUUUGUUUUUACUUAACAUAAUGUGAUAUUUUUGAAAGCACAGAGAGCUCAAGAUUCUUUGUAUAUUGUGAAUUUUCUAUUAAUUUCUUAUUUCUGAGCUAUACCCUUACAAGUGUUAACAUGUCUGGUUUUGUUCUGCUGGCUCUCGUAGUGCUAGGUAGACUGUAAAUUUCCCAAACUGAAAAUUACUCAUUCUGCCCUAGCAAAUUUCACUUCAUUUAAGUGAUUCAGUUCCUGCAACAUGUGCUGUAUCUGUAGAAGGGUAUUAUAGAGUUUUACAGACUUAUGUUUUUGUUUGUUUUACAUAUACACCUCAUUUAAAAAAGACCUUUUAACUGGUGCAGUUUUCAAAUCCUGAACAGCCCGCUGCUUUGUUCCUAAGAAACAAAGGACCUCUAAAUUCUGAAAAAUCCCAAAUAACAAAUGUUCAGGGGAAAGGUGGUGACACAGUUUGCUCUAACUUCUGUGGAUUGUGUGGUAAGGUUUGGGGCAAAACACAAACAAGGGCUACUGAGAUCCUUAAGCUGAAGUAGGAUGUCUUCUGUGUGUUUAAACAGGUGUUUUGGAAGAAAGACAGACUAUACAGAUAGAACACAGUUCUGUUAAUAAAAUCAGAUAGCUUCGGACCAGUUUGAAAAAUGAUAAAGCUAAUACUUUUUGGUGGAUCUUGUAUUCUGUUGUGUCCCAAAUCUGCAGAUAAUGUGGGGCCUGGAAAAAAAAAAGUCUCACUUUUUUAGAUUGUGGAUUGGAACUUUGUCCUGUUCAAAAACUAAUGCUUAAAUACUAAAGAAAUGGUUUCAUGUAAUAACAGUUACUUUCUCUCUGUGAACACAAUACUUUAUCAUAAAUAGAUCUGUGUAAAUAUUUCCCCUUAUUUCACUAUUAUACUAGUAAGUAGUUCACAUGGGUGAAGGUUUUUACAGAAAUUACUUUUUUCUUUUUUGUUUUGUUUUAAAUCUGGCUUGUCUGCAAUACAGCAAGUAGGUUCUUCAGCUGGGUUCUGUAUUUUUGGAGGGCUCAGUUUUGUAUAAGUUUGUUUAACUAGUCUUGUAUUAUAAUAUGUACAGUAUUUGUAACAAGUUGUUUUCUUGUGAGAUCACAGAACGCUUUUUUGGAAGCUGCAGGCAGAAAUAUACCACUGCUAUCACUGCUAUUACAGCAACCAGUAUAAACUCUGUAAAUUCUGCAACGUUAUACGUUUAAUUUUUUACAAUUUUUUUAUAAUUUAAAACAAAUGCUUCUUCAGUACAGACUUUUUAUGAUUGCAAUUUCUUAACAAAAAGACCCCUCAAGUUAAUUUUUUCUAGUUCUGAGAUCUUUUUCUAAUGCUGGCAUUAUACUGGUAUUUUCUAACAGUUCAAAUUUUCUAAGGCCUUUCUGACAAGGUUUUACUUCUGUUUUUUAUUAUCAGUUCAUUAAAUUUCUCAGCACUGAACAAAUUUUUUUAAGUGUGUGUAUAUGUAAGUAUGUUUGAAAUGUACUGUAUAUAAAUUAAAUACUUUGAACAUUAACCCAACCCAGGUUCCUGUUUGUCAGAUAAUCUUAAAUAGUUACCUUUACUUGCAAUAAUCCACUGGAAAACACAAGCUUCCAUAUGUUUUAGCAUGUUUGGUUAGUGUUCACUAAGAGUUUUUAAUUAGAAUAUGUGUAAACAGUAAGCCACCAGCUAUAAAAGUUCACUAAAAGGCUAAACAAAGUUCUUUGUUUUUAACAAUAUUUUGGUACCUCUCUGGCUCCAGAAAUCAUGUCUGCUUUAAAUGAUAUGAUUUCAGUAGAGCGUUUAAAAACUUUUGUUAAAACUCUGCGGUUGCAUGCACUAAUGGGGACAUCAUAGUUUUGGCGUGGGUUUUUUUGUAGUCAAUGUGCAGGUCUAUUAGACAGAUUUACUCUCUCCAAGGUUUGUCUUUUUGGUUUAGUUUUAAACUAGAAAUGAUUUCAGCAUGACUAAAGACCGCACUUUACAUCUUGUACUAGACAAAUGUAUGCAAUGAUGAGUAAAGUGGCGUGUUCAUGUACAAUUCUCUGGGUUGUUUAAAUUAUGCAAAAAUAUGUAUUUUAUAAGCCAGAUGGAGCAAAGUUAGGUAGUUGAUCCACUUUCACAGCAGCAGUAAGAAUACAAUUUUUAAACAUUUCUAGCUAAGGAACAUGAAAAUAACGUUAGUGGGUGCAAUAUCGCUUGGAUGCUAUAGGAAAUUAUCAAGCACUUGUAAUCCAAAGCAUGUUAGUCAUGUUGCUUAGAAUUCAAACUCCCUGGUAUCUCAUGUAUGAUACACACUUGGCAUUGGUCAGGAUGCUGCCCUAGUGGCGGAUGUGUCUGUACACAGUGUUGUUUAGAACCCAAUGAGGUGGGGGCACUCUGGAAGUGUCAUUCACUUGUCAGAAUAGAGAAUCUAUGUAACUUUCUAUUUGUAUUUAUCUCAAUAAAUCCUGUGACUGUUUUAUAAACCAA